Molecule: messenger RNA, 582 nt
Organism: Dichotomopilus funicola
Lineage: Eukaryota; Fungi; Ascomycota; Sordariomycetes; Sordariales; Chaetomiaceae
Exons: 3
Source: RefSeq, a predicted model, not a curated record
AUGUCCGGCUGCAAGUACUACCCCCCGGAGGACUUGGACGAGCUCGAGGAACUGGCCGAGGCCGCCACCGGCCCGCAGCAAGAGGCUGCGCUCCAAAUCAUCGCCGCACACUUCCAUGAUGCGCAUCUAGCCUAUGGAGUUAUGGGGGGCUUGAACUUCUGCGUGCGUGGCUCCGGUCGAGCAACCCAGGAUGUGGAUGUGGCUGUUAGCAAGAAUAGGAGCUUGGAAGCAACACUCGGGCUCCUGUCGGGUGACAACCGCAUCACUCGUCCCAAGAGCAAGACGGCCUGGGUCAGCGGCGUAGCGCGUAUUUUUGUCCUCGUCGGGCGCCAGCAGGUACAGAUUGACCUCAAAUGGCAGCGCGCGGAGGGUCACGACUUUGACGGCGAUUACACCGACUUGCGGUUUGUGUGCACCGACAAGCGCUACAGAAACGCCGUCCGGGAAAUGGCCGAUGCGAUCCCGCGAGCUCAACGGAUGGAACUUCUCGAGGAAGUUGAGGAGCAUAAUCCCAAAAGCGUCGCAACCGUUGCGUACGCAUUGAAGCUCGACGACACGCCUGCUCCAGAGCCAGCUCGCCCA